Molecule: messenger RNA, 1800 nt
Organism: Synchiropus splendidus (mandarinfish)
Lineage: Eukaryota; Metazoa; Chordata; Actinopteri; Syngnathiformes; Callionymidae
Gene: atf7ip2
Product: activating transcription factor 7 interacting protein 2
Exons: 11
Coding region: 254-1273 (339 amino acids)
Biological process (GO): regulation of DNA-templated transcription
Cellular component (GO): transcription regulator complex; nucleus
Molecular function (GO): protein binding; transcription coregulator activity
Source: RefSeq, a predicted model, not a curated record
GCAAACGUGUCGGAUAGCUUGACUGCAGUUCCAGUGCGGUGGGCUAAUUGAAGCUAGCUAGCAGCAGACAAACCAUCUGGGUGCAUCGAACACCUUUUUUCAAACAUAAGGUUUCAGCCUUGAGGAGUGAAUUCAUGAUCGGGGAGGGUUCAAAUGUGCUGUGAGAGUCGAUGAACGUUGUGGGCUGCAUGAUGACGUUCGAGUAACGACGAAGACGAGCAGCUUUAUUCUGUGGUUAACUCGUCGAAGAGGAAUGGAGGGGUUAAAUCUCCACCAGUCGCCUGGUAGCAACAUAAGAGUCUCUCAGUCGCAGCUGCAGUCACUUGUCCAACAAGAGGUCCAGCUUGCGAUGAACAGCAGUCAAACUAAGAAGCAACGUUUAUCCGAAGUAGUGAAAAAAUUGGAAUGUGAUUUUGACUAUGGCAGACGAAUCAAAAAACUGGAGAGUCGCGUUAAUAUGCUGUCAAGAAGAGUGGACGUCGCAAUUGCAGCCAUGCUAAAAAAAGAGAAAAAGAGUGCACCACAGUCUGACAGUGAAGAUGUUGUCUGGAUUGGACCCAUCAGUGGCAAAGAUCCUGCACAAUCACAGAUUGAUGACAAAAGCUUAAUCAGCAAGGACUUGAUCAAUGGGGUCUUUCAAGCAAUGGAAGUCACCAAAGAAUCGUUGAAAAGGAUGCGGGAAGAAAAUGGAGCUUUGGUGGGAGACGCACAAGUGGAGCAACCGAACCUCAAGUGCACUCCCUCAGUGAAAGGAACGCAGAAAGAAAUCAAGGUUGAGAUGGACAUGCAGCUGAUAACGCCCAAGACUGAGCCGGAAGAAUCGCAGUUGGAUCUCCAUGACUCCAAGUCUAUAAACACUCUGCAGAAGGAUGAAUGUCUUUACCCUCCACUUCCCGACAUACCGUUCCCCUCCGUCUUCAGCGCAGAGGCCAUUUCUUACAGCAUUCCGCAGAAAGUGAGCGUCCAUCUCGCCUUGAUCAAGCAGCCUGCUCGGCUCUCCGUUCUAUGGAAGGUGGAUGAGGUUGUGCCUGAAGCUCCCCCGAUGGACUCUUACAGGAUUCUCAUGACAAUGGAAAAGGUCAAGGGCUCCGGCAUCUUUUGGGACUGGAAGGUUCUUCACGAAGUGAAGGCAAUCACCCUUCCAAUGUGUGUGCUGAUUGCCAAGUACAAACCCGGGCACAAGGUGUGUGUCGCUGUGGUGGGCAAAGACGUAUUUGGACGUUUUGGACCUUACAGCGAAGUGAUGAAUGCAGUCAUUCCUGAGUCGAAUUGAAAUCAUUUUUGUUUCAUUGUUGACAUUGAAAAUUGUGGUUGAUCUUUUUAUGCCAAAGUUUUGUUUUGUUUUUUUUUUAACAGAGAAUGCAACUACUGUCAGUCCAAGUCAGAACAGCCUGUGUUGCUGCACGGUGUAGUGAAAAACUGUGUGACAAAUGUAUAUUCAUUCAUCAAAGUCAGUCAUUCAUUUCAUGGCUUAUCCAUCCCUAGAUCGCUUGUCUGACUUUCUGAAGCACUGUUAUGUAAACCGAACCCCCAGUAACCGCGCUCAGUGGAUUUAUUAGUCCAAAUUGUACAAGACAUUCUGCACAUCCAAGAUGAAAAUUCAACCUUUUUGGAUUGCCUGGUAUGACGUGCCUAACCUCAAUAUCAAGUUACACAGUACUACAUAUGAGGUGAUCAAAGUAAAUCAUAAAUCAUACUGGACUUACACAAACAAAAGGUUUUCAUAAGUUGUAUGUUGUUCAGAACAGAUGGAAGGUGAUUUAAAUCUCAGCUCCUUUUUGUAUAUAAACAGUUCAAUAA